GCGACCCCCCGCCUCGCCCAGGCUUUUCUGCCGCCGCUGGCGCCGCGCCCUCCCUGGAGCCCGGGACGGGCGGGAGCGCGCAGGCGGUUGCACCCUUCCCUCUGCCCUUCUAGGAAAUCUUCCCCCUUCACCGCGCUCGGGAAACUGCUCUUCCCCCGGACCUGGAAGCCCGGAACCCCUGAAUUUCGUGUUCAGAGCCCACUUUUCGGGCCUCUGACCUUUCUUUUCCAUCUACCCUGAGUCAACUCAUUCUCGUUUUCUCCCUUUCUCGCGGCGUCCUGGUAGUGGACAUCUUCCUGCUGGGGAGAGGGAAGCAUGGGGCCUGCUAGGGUACCUGUGCCUCGGGAGGAGGCUGGAAGACUUGUCGCCCUCCCUACUUCCUCAGGUUCUGUGUAAUCCGCUGCCCUUUUGGAAAUCGGGCAAGGGUUGUGGCCGGAUGCCUCUGUGACCGGCUGGUCUUCAGUAUGCCAUACAGCAGUAACAUGUUCCCUGCGCUGGAAACAGAGCUCAAGCAGGAGACUUUUCCUGACCCCUAUGAAGCCUUUAUGUACCAUCACCUCCAGUACUAUGGCUACUUUAAAGCUCAAAGAGACAGUUUACCAAACUCUGCUAUGCACCAGCAUGUUUGGAAGAAUAAUCCCCGAUUUGUCUUGAGUGGCUCCUUUGGGGAAAGAGAUGAUUUGAUACCAGACCCCCUGCAAAAGAAGAAGCUUCAAUGGCCUGCCUGUGUAUCUUCAGCUGUGCACAGAGCGACAGAAGCUGUGAGCAGAGAUUCCUUUAUGCUGAGUUCACUGCUUCUCAAGAGCAGACAGCUUCUUCAUGAUGAGUUUGGCAAAGUAAACCCACGUCUUCGAGAACCCCGAGAUCUCUUUGCUUUUUGCUCUGGCAGCGGGCUACUGCAGGCUCCAAGAUGGCCAAUAGAAUGUGAGGUCAUCAAGGAAAACAUUCAUCAUAUUGAGGGAGUUCCACCUCAGCCAGAAUAUUUUUAUCAACCUACAGGAAAUGAAAAGGUACCAGAAAUUGUAGGAGAGGAAAAAGGCACAGUUGUCUAUCAAUUAGAUUCAGUGCCCACCAAAGGCUCUUACUUCACCAGUUCCCGAGUGGGAGGCAAACGGGGAAUUAUCAAGGAACUCGCCGUCACGUUGCAAGGACCAGAAGAUAACACUCUCCUUUUUGAAUCCAGGUUUGAGAGUGGGAAUCUGCAGAAAGCUGUCAGAGUAGACACCUAUGAGUAUGAACUCACCUUGAGAACAGACCUCUACACAAACAAACACACUCAGUGGUUUUAUUUUCGAGUUCAGAAUACCAGAAAAGAUGCCACCUAUCGCUUCACCAUCAUCAACUUGCUGAAACCCAAGAGCCUGUAUACUAUUGGGAUGAAGCCACUCAUGUACUCCCAGUUGGAUGCCAGCACCCACAACAUUGGCUGGAGGAGAGAAGGAAAUGAAAUCAAGUACUACAAGAACAACACGGAUGAUGGGCAGAAGCCCUUUUACUGUCUCACGUGGACCAUUCAGUUUCCACAUGACCAGGACACUUGCUUCUUUGCACACUUCUACCCAUAUACAUAUACAGACUUGCAGUGCUACCUUCUGUUGGUGGCAAACAACCCUGUCCAAUCUCAGUUCUGCAAACUCCGAACUUUAUGCAGGAGCCUAGCAGGAAAUACCGUCUACCUGCUCACCAUCACCAACCCAUCCCGGACCCCUCAAGAGGCUGCUGCAAAGAAAGCCGUGGUCUUGAGCGCCAGGGUCCACCCGGGGGAAAGUAAUGGCUCCUGGAUCAUGAAAGGCUUUUUGGACUUCAUUCUUAGCAACUCCCCAGAUGCUGAGCUCCUCAGAGAUAUCUUUGUCUUCAAAGUGGUUCCCAUGUUAAAUCCAGAUGGAGUCAUUGUGGGGAAUUACCGGUGUUCAUUGGCUGGACGGGACUUGAACAGGCAUUACAGAACCAUUCUGAAGGAGUCUUUCCCUUGCAUCUGGUAUACCAGGAACAUGAUCAAGAGACUUCUUGAAGAAAGGGAGGUUCUCCUGUAUUGUGAUUUCCAUGGCCACAGCCGUAAGAAUAACAUCUUCCUGUAUGGCUGCAAUAGCAAUGAUCGCAAGUACUGGCUUCAUGAGCGAGUCUUUCCUUUCAUGUUAAGCAAAAAUGCACCAGACAAGUUCUCUUUUCAUAGCUGUAAUUUUAAGGUCCAAAAGUGCAAAGAAGGAACGGGACGAGUGGUGAUGUGGCGGAUGGGAAUCCUGAACAGCUACACCAUGGAGUCUACCUUUGGCGGGUCCACCCUGGGGAAUAAAAGAGACACUCAUUUUACCACUGAGGAUCUGAAGUCCCUCGGCUAUCAUGUCUGUGACACCCUCCUGGACUUCUGUGAUCCUGACCGAACCAAGUUCAUGCAGUGUCUGGAAGAGCUUAAAGAACUCUUACAACAAGAAAUCUCUAAGAAAAUCAAUGAUUUUGGACAAGAUACGGAUUUCGAAGGAAGAUGGAAUGACAUCUCUUUGUCUGACAUUGAAUCCAGCACCAGUGGUUCUGACAGUUCCCUCUCAGACGGUCUCCCUGUUCACCUCCUGAACAUAGCAGAUGAGUUGAAUCAUAAGAAGAAGAUGUAUAAGAAGAAAAAAAUGAAGCCACUUCAGACAAGGAAACAGCGAAAUGAACAGUAUCAGAAAAAUAAUCUGAUACGGGUGUUGAAGUCAACAGAAGAUGCCCUGAAGAGGGAAGGAUUUGCUUCUAUGCUGCAAAAGCAGCCUACCUUAUUCAAAAAUUCAGAGAAUACCAGUUCUUCAACAGUAAGAAAUGGAAGACCAAGGACGAAUGAGUCACAGUUAAAUGAAAGAGACAAAGGCAUCUCCCUGGACCCGUCAAAAGCAACCACCUUGAUUGUGACUAAGAAUAAAGGAAGAAUGCAGAGAGAAAAGCCAGCAUUUACAGUAUCAUGCCCUACAAAGAGAAGCACAAACACCAGCCAAAAGCCAACUCCAGAUGCGAAGCCAGACUGGCCCAGGAACAGAUUUCUUGCCACAAGGAGAGAGCGCACCACCAUGACAUUGUACCCGUCCUUGCACAUAUACACAUACCCGUAGGGUGCCUGGGCUCGGGGAGGCACAUUAGUGAUGAGGGAGCUGUGUGGCUGGGCUCGGUGGUGUGUACUGUGUUGUGCAUUCGAGUGCACGGACCUCACUGUGUGCAUGCCUUCGAGGAGCAUUCCUCACGAAUUUAAUUAUUUUUCAUAAAAUGAAACUUUAUUAUGAUGUAUAGAAAACCUUCUUUAGCAGAAUUUGAAGUAUGUGCUCAUGGAACUACAGCACAGAUAUACCUCAUUUUAACCAAUAGAUAAGAUAUUCUGUCUAAAAUUAUGUGCAAAUCAAUUGUAAAAGCUCAGACUCUGUUUUAAAUGUACUCUGUGAGUGUACUGUAUUAAAUGCGUGUUGGAGCUCCCCAGCAGUGCACGAUCUCAGACUGGGAUUUCAGGCUUGCUCAGGACAAGGUAUUACCACGUACAGAAAGUAAUUCAUAUAUUACCCGGAAUUUAAUGUUGCAUAUAUUAUGUUCAACACGGUUAUGUAAGUUUUAAAACCCACUGAUUAAAAUUUGUU
Messenger RNA from Molossus molossus (Pallas's mastiff bat), 3596 nucleotides. RefSeq names its product ATP/GTP binding protein like 2 (gene AGBL2). The coding region runs from base 465 to 3083 and encodes 872 amino acids. Gene Ontology annotation, molecular function: zinc ion binding; metallocarboxypeptidase activity. The transcript has 18 exons. The record is from RefSeq and is a predicted model, not a curated record. Gene Ontology annotation, biological process: proteolysis. Lineage: Eukaryota; Metazoa; Chordata; Mammalia; Chiroptera; Molossidae.